UAGUUUUGGCUACCUUAUCUCUCGUCUGUAAAAGAAACAAAAUAGGGAGUGUACCAUUCCUUGCAGCCACAGUGGGAGCUACACUCUCCCCACUGGAAUCUGAGGCUCUGGCCUAACAGCUCCCAACCAUAGGAGAACAUGACUUUGAGUUUGGGCCUCUCUGUUUGCCUGCUUUCCAGAUAAAACCUGCUUCAGGACAGCAAUUUCAAAGGUCGGCAUAAAAGGCUCUAGAGAGACAAAGCAAACUUUGUUACCUGCCAAUACCGAAGAUCUGAUUGAGAUGCUGGAUUCGCAGUCAUUGCUGUUAACCUAUGCCUCCAUCAAGAUGGAGAAAAACCUUGCCCGCUUGGAAGGGGAAGCAGAAAGAAACCUGCACGCUCUGUCCAAGAAAGCUGAAAGGCUCCAGAUAGAAGCUCAGAGAAAGAAGCGAUUGCUGGAGCGUCUAAAGCAGGAGAGCAAGCUAAAUGAAGCCGUGGACAGACAGCUCGAAGCCCUUGGCCCUAUAGCUGAGCAGUGUGUCCACUUCCGAGAGCAAUACAAGCACUUUGCCACAGCCCUGGAGUCAACAAGGCAUGAGCUGCCUGUGAAGGAGAUCUACAUGAGAAAGGACAAAGGCCAGUACCUUGGUAUGGAGACAUGCAGUGCUUUCUCACUGCCAGCCU
This is a messenger RNA of Sceloporus undulatus (fence lizard), 662 nucleotides long. Its product is annotated as HAUS augmin-like complex subunit 8. The annotation marks the transcript as partial. Lineage: Eukaryota; Metazoa; Chordata; Lepidosauria; Squamata; Phrynosomatidae. The record is from RefSeq and is a predicted model, not a curated record. The transcript has 4 exons.